Coregonus sp. 'balchen' is the source of this 30922-nucleotide messenger RNA. The record is from the annotation of a GenBank genome assembly. Lineage: Eukaryota; Metazoa; Chordata; Actinopteri; Salmoniformes; Salmonidae.
AUGGGGGGUGGGUUGAGGAGGAUGCUAUGCAUCAGUCAUUGUCCUCCGGGGCGGUUGUCCUGUUUGACUUUCUCUUCUUCUGUUCUGUCGGUCUCUGACUCUGCUGGGGGGUUCAGUGUUGCCCUCAUCGUCAUUCCACUUCUGUUCCUUGUGAGUGAGGGACCCUGUUGGCCCAGGGCAUGGCUGGAAGAGCUCAUCCUAGCACUACCCUCAAGAGUAGGACUUAGUCUGCCAGGGGUUGGAAGGAAAUCUAGCAAAUAAGAAGGUACACCCUCACCUGAAUAUAGAAUCAUUAGAGAGGGGUUGUCAAGCCUUUGGCUCUUAGAACUCCGGCUACAGCAGUUCUCAUCCUCUUCACCAUAAUCGCUUUGGCGUCUUGACACAAUGCUACAAGGCUUAGGUGUCUGAGAGUGGGAAAAAAUCGUACUGGUGCGGCGGGCCACAGUGCUCCUUCUGAGAGACAUUUCUAUCUCGUCACCGAUCUCCUCACGGCUUGAUUUUCUGGAACGCUUUCUACCUUGAACAACCUUAGGCUUGUGCUCAUAAGAGGUCUGGGUGGUUGACUUGACAAGCUUGCCGUGAAUUUUGACAUUUCCGAAAGAAACUUGCUUUGACUUACUUGUUUUUGCAUGUUGAAGACCUGGUGCCUGGUGCCUGGGUGAUCCUGCAUUCCCAGAUGUGCCAGCCAAUGGACUUGCUAGUUGGGGGCUUUGGGUUCUGCCAUUACAGCAGAAGCCCUCUUCCUUGUCCUUGUUAUCAGACUCAUCAUCUGCAUCUUCAGCUUCUAACUCUAAAAUCUCAGGCAGGUUUCUACUUCCUCCAGAUGUGUCAGGUAUGUCUGCCGGGUUGACAUUAUUUAGAAUACUGUCUCUAUCCUCAUUCUCAUGGUCCUCAAUGGGUAUUGGUCUAGUGUAUGGGUAUGGGGUCAAUCUCUUGACCCUUUGCAUUGGCUCAUGACUCUGUAAGGAGAUAUGGGAAUCUUCUUCUGCCAGCUCAGGUUGUUCACUUGCCAUAAACUCUGGACUCCAUGAGGUGCCAUAAGAUUCUGCCUCAUCAAAAUCAUCAUCCUGCGGAGGGCUGGAUGGCAUGGGUCUUAAAUUGUUAUUUGAUUUUACAUCACAGAAGAACAUAGGUGGUGGAGGAGAGGACGAAAAGUCAAAAGAAGGGGGUGGGGCGUGGAGGGGUUGCUCUGAGACAGUGUUGUCACUCAUUUGUUGGAACUCAAGAGAGAACCCUAUUCCUUUCAUGGGCUCAUUGGCUGGAUCAAUUCCUUGAAUGCUGUCACAUGAUAAUUCAUUUCCCUGCAGGGAUUCAGAAGUGGGUUCGGUAGAGUGCUCAGGGAACACCUCCAACACUUGCCCAGACAUUGGAGAUGGCUUGGUCUGUAGCGAGGAUUCCGGAGAUGGCUCUGCUUGACACUUUAAACUAUGGUACAUUUCAGUUAUUUUCUGUAGCUCAAGACCUAUCUCAAUCUGUUGCUGGGUUUCAAAAAGCUCAGUAUCUUGCUUAGAAUCAGAAGUCACUUCAAACCUUUUCAUGCACACAGAAGACCUCCCAGUCUUUUUCCUGAGUGUGGAUAGCAGCUUAAACUCUCCCAGAGUCAGUUGUUGUGGCUCGGUGGACACAUCAAGCUUUUCUAGGAAGUUCCAUGUUUGAGGCUCAAUAGAAAUCUCAGUCCUGUGCCUGGACUCAAGAGAUUGCUCAAUCAUUUCCUCAUGCUCAGUCUCUUGCCUGGGUUUAGGGGACAACUUGGUCCCUUGGUGGGGUUGAGAAGACACCUCAAUCUGCUGUUGGGGCUCAGCAGAGCCCUUAAACACUUGGCCAGAGGGAUCAAUUCCUUGCAUGCACUUUUGAGAUCGCUCAACCCUUUUCCUUGGUGGCAGAGGUAUCUUGAACACUCCUUGAGACUCUUUGGCUGGCUCAAGCCGUUCCUGGGACUCAUUGAAAACCUGAAACACUUGCCAAGAGUCAGGUGUCAAUUCAUAUCCUUGCUUGUGCUUAGAAGACAGCUCCGUGUUUUGCUUGAGUUCAGGAGGCAGCUUAAACUUUUCCUCAGUCUCUGUGGAGGAUUUAGUCAUUUGUUGACAUUCAUUGGACAUUUCAAAUAUUUGGCAGCAGAUAGGAGAACGCUCAAUCCAUUCAUGUGGCUCAGUGGAGCUCUCAGUCCCUUGGUUGAGUCUAGUAGACACUUGAAUUUGUUGUUUGGGUUCAGUGGACAUAUUCCAUAUUUGCCCAGAGUUUGCAAAGGAAUCAAUUCUUUGCAUGGACUCAUGAGACAGCUCACUCCCUUGAAUGUACCCUGGAAACCUCCUAACCCAUCGUUUUGGUGGUAGAGGAACCUUGAACACCCCAUGAGACUCAGUGGUUGAUUCAGUCUGUUUCAUGGGUUCAUUGGACACCUCAAAUACCUGCAAGGAGUCAGGGGUCAAUUCUACUUCUUGCUUGAGCUUAGGACACUUUUCAUUAAUUUGCUUUAGUUCAGGAAGCAGCGUAGACUCUUCCUCUUUGGACAGUUUGGUUUGUUGGGAUUCGUCUGACAUUGCAUUUAUUUGCCAGGAAUUUGGAGAUUGUUCCGUCCAUUCUUGAGAUUCAAUAGAAAGCUUAGUCCCAAAAGAUGUCUCAAUGCCUUGCUCAUGUUCAGGAGAUGACUCAAUUCCUUGCCUGUAUUUUCGGGACAACUCAUUCCCUUGGUGAAGUUUAGAAGAAAUGUCAAUGUCUUCGUCCUCUGUGGACUUUUCAAACAAUUGCCCAGAGUUAGGUAAUGGGUCGAUCGUGUGUGUGGAUUCAGAGGACAGUUCGAACCCUUGCAUGCAUCCAUAUGGCUGCUCAGUUCUUUGCUCGGGUGUGGUAAGUCGCUUGAACACUUCUUGAAGGUCUUUGGCUGUCUCAAUCUCUUGAUUGGACUCACUGGACACUGUAAACACUUGCCAGGAGUCUGUAUUCGAUUCAGCUUCUUGGCACAACUCAUUUCUUCGCAUGGGUUCAGGAGGUAGCCUGAACACUCUUUGAGGAUCUUGUCCUGGCUCAAUACCAUGCUCGUGCUCAGGAGAUAAGUAAAUCCCUUGCCUGUGUCCGUGGGACAACUCAGUCCCUUGGUGUGUUUUAGAAGAAACCUCAAUGUUUUGUUUGGGCCCAGAAAAAGCUUCAAACACUUGCACAUUGUUUGGAGGAAGAUCAAUACCUUCCAUGGGCUCUACAGACAGUUGGAUCAGUUGCAUGCAACCAGACGACCACUUAGCCCUUUGUCUUGGUGGCAUAGGUACCUUAAACACUCCCUGAGUCUCCAUUGAUGGCCCUAGCCUCUGCUCUGUACACACCUCAUUCCUUUCCAUGGGUUCAGAAGGAAGCUUAAACUCUCUUUGUUUCUUUGUGGAUAAUUCAGUCAGUUGUUUGGGCUGAGGUACUUCAGAUACUUUCAAUAUUUGCCAGGAGUUUGGUGACACCUCAGUCCCUUGUUUGCACUCAGCAAAUGGUUCAAUGUCUUGCCAUGGACCAAAGGAUGAUUCAGUCUCUGGCCAGGGCUCAGUAGGAGCCUUGGACACUGUGUCAGGUUCUGGGGAUGGCACAGUUAUUUGCUGGAGAUCAUUGGGCAUAUCAAUCUGCUGUGUUUCAGUGGAAGAUAUUCUAUGCUCAAGUGGUGGUUCAACCGCUGAUUUGUGCUCAGGAGAUAAGCCAAUCAUAGGUCCAGAUGACAUUUCAGUUCUUUGGUGGGGUUUUGAAAAAAACUCAAUCUGUUGUUCGGGCUCAGUUGACACUUCCAACUCUUGACCAGAAUUUGGAUAUGGAUAAUUCCCAAGCAUGGAUUUAUGAGGCAGCUCAAUGUCUUGAAGGCACUGCUCAACUGUUUGUUUUGGUGGCAGAGUCAACUGGAGCACUUCCUGAGGCUCUUUGCUUUGCUCAUUCCAUUGCAGGGGCUCCUCAAACAACUCAACUUCUUGUUUGUGCUCAGGAGACUGCUCAAUCAUUUGCAAUGGUUCACAAGCUGACUCAAUCUCCUGCCAGAGGUUAGAUGGCCCUUUUAAGGUCUCAUGCUCACUGGACAAUUCGAUUUGUGGUUCUGGCUCAGGGGAAACAUCAGAUAUUUGCCCAGAGUUUGGAGACAGCUCAAUCUUUUCCAUGCACUCUGGAACUUUCUCGAUCUCUUGCCAUUUUUCAGAAGAUGAUUUAAUUUUGCCCCCAGGUUCUGGAGAUGUCUCAAUCCUUUCUCCUAAAAGAGAACAGCUAUAGUCGUUGCACUGCUCACACUCAAGGAACACUGGAAAUGGAGAGAGACUGAGUUCCGAGAACUGCUCCCCCUCAUCACUUUCUAUGAUAAAUAAAGCAGGAGAGUCUGGGGGAGAGUCGGCUUGAGGGGAUCCUGCUGAGGGAGAUGGGCUAAGGUCCUCAAGGCAGUCCAUGUACACUGAAGCAGGAGAGAGACUGUCCUCUUCUUCAUGGCCCUCGAAAUACCAGGGAUCAGUAGUGGGCUGGUUUUUGGUGUAGGUCAGCCCAGUAGCUCCGGCCGCAAGCCCUGGAAGUGUUCUCAUCACAGGGGCAUCACUCAUUGGCUGCCCCUGUGGUGUUAGGUCAAUUGAUGCACUGCACCCUGGCUUGCUCAAUAAAGGUCCAGUAGAAUGAUUGCAGCAAGGGCCAUGUUUUCUAGUAUACUGAUCACAGAAUGGAGCUGAACCAAGGUUCUGUGAUGUAACUUUUUGAAGCCAUGUUAGAUCAGGCCUGCAUCCUGCAAACAUAGAACAGAAUUAACUAUAGUUAGGAUAAAUGUAUUGGCCAAAGCUAGUUUUUGCUUACAAAAAUGCACAAUGUUGUGAAUAUAUGCAAUAUUUAACAAAGAAACUAGUAUGUUCGUACUAGGACAGUCAACCUGAUGUAAAAUGAUGCUGGUUUAUAGUGAAAGAUUUGAAAAGCUUCGAUAACAUGGCGGCAAAUGAAAGACAACAUAAUAUUAUCAACUGAUGGAUUAGAUUGCAUGUAGCAGAAGAAGGCUACUGAUAUGUUACAACCUUUAUUUAUUUUUUUACAUUAUACUUUAAAAAAUUAGACACAUAUUUAAUACUGGCAUAGUAAGAGUCUCCUCUCACUGUUUAUGACAUCACCCAUGAAAACUACGAAUGAGGAGAGCAUAAUUAUAGGCCUAGAAAAACUGUAUCUACAAUUACAAAUUGUGUUGAAUACGUGAAGGUUACAAAGCAAAGCGAAACAUUUUAAGACAAAGCUAAAAACAACAAGACCUAUACAAAGAGAUCAUCCUUCAACACUUUUAUCAAAUAAAGACCAUACUCUUCUUGCUUUUAGUUUAACACAAUAGUUUACGUGAAUCACAGAAUGGUUUGGGGUACUGUAAAAGCCUACUACUACUACUACUACUAGGCCACCACUAUUGCUACUACUACUGCUGCUGCUGCUGUUACUACUACUACUACUACUACUACUACUACUAGGCCAACACUACUACUACUACUACUAUCGAACUACUACUAGUACUAUUACUAUUGCUGCUGCCGCUACUACUACUACUACUACUACUACUAACUAUUACUACUACUAACUAUUACUGCUACUAGCCUACUACUGCUAGGCCACCACUACUCCCUGGUAGACUCCCCCUCACAGGUAGUCACUUCCACUUUUCUAGAUUAAAAUCCAGUCAUAGUUAAAUUUUAAGUUAACAAGAUUCUACUCAAUUGAAAAUAUGAAAAUAACCUUACCUGGGCAAUCCACUUUAUGCAAAUGUAUGACAGGAAUCAUUCUUGUGAAGAAUUCUCAGCAGUUGAGUAUAUCCAUUUUGUUUUCGUUUUAAGUCUUACCAAGCAGGCAAGCUUUUAUAAUGACCAACAAGUAUGUGAUGAUCUUUGACAAAAGUUCUAAGAACCUACCGGUGACAUCACAAUAUCACUGUGACAUCAUCCUUACUGCAGAGUGCUGUCUUUCCAAGCAAUCUGACCUGAAUUAAAUUACAGAAUUACACAGUAAAUAAUUAUCAAAAACAACACAAACCUUUUCUGCUCAUCUUUGAAGUUUAGAAUGUUGUGGAAUAUUGUAUGGUGUGUGGCAUUAUGUAACACUAGAUGGCAGUGUCAAUGCAUCUAUUGGAUGCUUUCUCAUUUCAAGACAAAUUUGAUAUUUUUAUUGCGACAAUGAAACACAAAACAAUAUACACAUCUUUCCCUUCAAAUAACUGAAACUCUACGUACAAUUUUGCUGACAAUAUUGUUCCACAAUAAUGUUAUAGUCAAAGUUAGAUACCAACUCUGACCUUAUGGUUAGAUUGUCUGCCCUAAGAUUGGAAGGUUGGGGGUUUGAUCCCCUGUCGAAUCAUACCAAAGACUAAAAAUGGAAACAGAUGCCUCUCAGCUUGGCACUCAACAUUAAGGACAUGGAUUGAGGAGUUUAGUUUAUUAUGAUCCCCAUUAGCUACUGCACAUGCAGCUGCAACUCUUCCUGGGGUCCACAUACAAAGUACAGAACAGUUAUAGACAAGAAGGUUACGUUAAAUAAAACAAAUAAGAGUUAUAUAUAGGAAAGACAACAAAAAUACUAUUUAUACACUAUUUAUAUAGAUUCAUAUUGUUGUAUACAGUACAGUUAAAUUUGAUCUUGAAAGAAGAGAGGCGCUGUGAUACAAUAUAUUUUUGAUCUGUUGUUUAAAGCUAAACAUGCUUUUUCGGACUAAGGUCCUGUUACAGAUUAGUUUCCUGUCCAGUGGGUGUACUUCUACUUCAAGCUGCCUCAUGCUCCUGCACCUAUGGGCUGUUCUGGCUCGGACAAGGCUUACUUGUCCAAAGUUGACUUACUUAGUACAAAUUUAGAUAAAGACACAAAGCAUUACAACAAGGUGGAAUAAAGUAGGUAAUUUGUAGGUGCCAUAGUUCCCAGCUAGCAAGCUUAGACACAUUUCCUAUUGACAUCGAUGCAAUAUUUUUUUACGCACACAGCUCUCAAGAUUUGGUUGUUAAAAAAGCUUCUGCACUCAAGCACAAUUAUCAACAUAGAGAUGAAGUUGAUACAGUCCCCUGUAGCUCAGUUGGUAGAGCAUGGCGCUUGCAACGCCAGGGUUGUGGGUUCGUUUCCCACGGUGGGCCAGUAUGAAAAUGUAUGCACUCACUAACUGUAAGUCGCUCUGGAUAAGAGCGUCUGCUAAAUGACUAAAAUGUAAAAUACAUACAGCCUUUUUGAUGUGGAUUUGUUAGUGUCCAUGAAAGGCAUCUCUAUUUGUCUCUGUCUUUUUUCACUCUCAGUCUCCUGCAGGGUGAGCCCGAGCUCUCCUCCUCUCUUCUGGUCCAGAGGCAGCAGGCCCGGUCCAGAGUAGACCAGCUCCAGCACCAGACUACCCAGCUCUCCAUGUUCUUUCCCUGGCCCGGCCUGGCUCAACACAGGAAGGCUGCCCAACAGGCCCGGGCACUACUGGACCAGGCCACAGCCUUGGGGCCGGCCUUCUCUGCCUUGGGGGCCCAGAGGAAGGAGCUAGCCCAGCGCACCAAGGACCCCAAUUGGGAGGACCCUUCCUGGGCUACACUAGAGGAUUGCCAACCUGCCUUGGUCAAAAAGCUCCAUGUGAGUAGGCUAUGUUAAAAAAUAUUAUAAUAAACAAGAUUUCUGAAGUCAAAGGGGGAAUUACUGGUUGGAUUAAAAAUGUUUUCCUGUUGAUUCAUGGUAGAAUUCCUACAGUAUCUGAGCCACUGAGAUGAAUAACACUGAGAUGUAAUUCAACAAUUACAAUUACAAAAACUGUAUGAAGUUUCUUGCUUUUUUGAAUGAUCAUAAUUUUUAGGGAAUGUGUGUGAGUCUUGAGGGAGGCGUCCGUAAUGAGGAUCGCUGUGGCCAGCUGUUGCAGGACUGCCGGCACACCUUGAACUCACUGCAGGAACGGAUGCUGGGUAUUGAGUCCCAGCCCAGAGACCCUAGUGUCCUGGAGACUGAUACAGGGGCUGUGGAGGUGAGAUGUAUUAGUGUGCACACACCACACCACACUACACACACACACACACACACACACACACACACACUCACACACAUCCUUAUAUAAACUCAUCCUUUCAGAAAUAUGUUUUAAUUGCAUUUUCAACUGUAAGAGAUAUUCUGAAGAAACAACAACAACAAAAAUCUGUCUGUCCCAGUAGGCUUUGCAGGAGGCCGUGGGCCACAUGGAGAAAGAUUUUGUGGAGCUCGAGUCUCUUAAGGACAUUCUGCUUGCCAGCUGCACCACCAAGGGUCAGGCCGCUCUGUCUCAAGAAGUCAAAGAUCUCCAGGACCAGAAGGAGGAGUUAGAGAGGGGCGUCAGCUGGCUGGCUCAACUACAGGCAGAGGAGCAGGUAGCCCGACGAGACCAGCGAAUCAGGGAGGAGGUUGACAACCUUCAGAGGGCCCUACAAGGCUCGGCUGAGCGUUUGGGGGACGACCCGGAAACGACCGAAGUAUUCACUGAUGUCAGGCAGCUCCAGCAGCGCUGGCGCAUCCUACAGGUAGCUAGCUAUAUGCUCCGGGAUGAAGAUCAGCUUACCCUCCCCCAAUCCUAAUCUUAACCUUUAGUGGGGAAAAUGUUUAACUGACCCAGGAUCAGCAGCUUCACCCUACUUUUAGCGCUCUCAUGGUAGAACCAUUGAUAGAAAAAUAAUGAAUGGGCAAAGCCAUCUUUGGAUUGAUUGAAUGGUUUCCUAUGAGUGGUGUAUAACUAUACUGAACACAAAUAUAAAUGCAACAUCCAACAAUUUAAAAGAUUUUACUGAAUUACAGUUCAUAAAAGGAAAUCAGUCAAUUGAAAUGAAUUCAUUAGGCCCUAAUCUAUGGAUUUCACAUGACUGGACAGGGGUGCAGCCAUGGGUGGGCCUUGGAGGGCUUUGGCCCACCCACUUGGCAGCCAGGCCCACCCACUGGGGAGCCAGGCCCAGCCAAUCAGAAUUAGUUUUUCCCCACAAAAGGGCUUUUUACAGACAGAAAUAAUCCUCAGCACCUGCAGGUGAAGAAGCCAGAUGUGGAGGUCCUGGACUGGCGUGGUUACACGUGGUCUGUGGUUGUGAGGCCAGUUGGACGUACUGCCAAAUUCUCUAAAACGACGUUGGAGGCAGCUUAUGGUAGAGAAAUGAACAUUUCAUUCUCUGGCAUCAGCUCUGGUGGACAUUCGUGCAGUCAGCAGGCCAAUUGCACACUCCCUCAAAACUUGAGACAUCUGUGGUAUUGUGUUGUGUGACAAAACUGCACAUUUUAAAGUGGCCUUUUAUUGUCCCAAGUACAAGGUGCACCUGUGUAAUGAUCAUGCUGUUUAAUCAGCUUCUUGAUAUGCCACACCUGUCAGGUGGAUGGAUUAUCUUGGCAAAGGAGAAAGGCUCACUCACAGGGAUGUAAACAAAUUUGUGCCCAAAAUUUGAGAGAAAUAAGCUUUUAGUGCGUAUGGAAAAUGUUGGGGAUUUUUUAUUUCAGCUCAUGCUUCAGCUAAGGACCAACACUUUACAUGUUGCAUUUAUAUUUUUGUUCAGUGUAGUUAUAAUUACAUCUUACCAUAUCUUGUGCCUUUAAACAGACUUAUCUCUAUCUCACCGUCUUUCUUGAGGCUGUUCCAGAAAGCUGUAUCAAAAAGCUAGCCAGCUAGUUGUCUAAAAUAGAUUGAAAUAACAUCAUCCUUUGGAAAAUAUAGACUUAAAAUUGACAAGGUAUAAGCUGGCUAACUUAAUUGUCCAGCUUUUUGUUCUACACUGUUCUCCCGUCCAUCACAUACUUAGACAAACACAUCAAACACACUUACUAUAUCACAUCUUGUUCAGGACUGUGACCAGAGCCUGAGGGAGCUUGUGGCACGGCUUCAUCACCUGGAGAAAGAAGUAGGGUCAGAGGACACAUAUGGAGAAUUUCAAACCGAUGUGACUUUGGCUGUGGAUACAGUGGCCAAAGACUUAGACAGGUACCAAUUAAUAUAUGUUCUGUAGCUCCUUGCCCCCUGCAUAUCAAAGCAUUUGGAUUGCAUUUUUAGACAAAAAUGUUUUGGUACAUGUGAGUACUGUAUUCUUUGUAUUUCUCUAUCAUUCUCAUUUUCUCUCUCCUCUCUCUCUCCUCUCUUCAUCCCUCUCUCUCUCUCCUACUCUAUCCCUCUCUCUCUUCUUUAUUUUUAUUUCUCUCUCUCAACCUAUCCUCUCUGUCUCCGUAGCCUGUGUUUCUCUCUACAUGAACGAAUGCAGGUUUUUUCAGGCGGCAUGGCCCAUAGAAUGUCUGGGGCAAUAUGUGAACUGCAGCAGUGGAACCAGGCAGCACAGUCAAAUCCCCGAAAGUCUAUACAGGUACUGUAGUACCUCUCCACCCACCCACAUCCAUCCAUCCAUCACAUUUUAUUUGUGUAGAACCUUUUACAGAUACAUUUGUCACAAUUAAAGUACUUACCAGGAAGCUGACCUAAACCCUAAAAGAGCAAGAGUUUUACAGGGACGUAGAAUAUUGUUCUAUUGUUUAACUUUUCAUCUUACAAGAACAAGAAUAGUCAAUCAGAAAGUCACUGCUGUUUUUACUGGACCAGCCACAUGGAGAGUAAAAAAGCAAUAUCUAUAUGAUAGCUUUUGUUGUCUCGUUCAUUAAAAAGAUUUAGGAAUGACCGUUUAAGAUUUUAUGCUGCACUCCCAUCCAUUUAAAAUGUUCUGAAAUCACUGUUUUUCAAAAACCUUUUCCCACAAACGCAUUUCGCAUGUUGAACGCAGCACAGAGUUUACUGAGGUUGUUCAGAAAUCCCUAGUUGUUUUUGAGAUGUUUUUCCACGAACGUGGAUGGAUGUGUAAUAUUAGCAAAGGGCACUUAGCGCUACUUAUACUCCAUAUGCCAGCCAUAGCAACAACACAUGUAGGGAUAGGAACCCCUUAGCUAGUUUUCUCUAAUAGAGCUUCCCCUUUGCUCUAAAACCAGGGCCAUUAUCUUUGGACCUGCUCUGCCUCAAUGGAAAAAUAGAGGGUUUGUCAUCCGGCUCCCCCAUUGAAAAAUACUACGCAUAUUGCCGAUUCUAGAUGAGGCAUUUCUCAGAGGGGUUAUUUUUGAAAAGGCAAAGCACAGCCAUCAGUCUCUGAUUCAGAGGAGUUCGGUUAAAUGAAGAAGACACAUUUCGGUGAAUGCAUUCAGUUGUGUGACUGACUAGGUAUCUCCCUUUCCCUAACAUUAAGGACAUUCUCAUUGUAAUCAACUUGGGUAGACUAGCAGUUUUCAAAGGAUUGAAUUCAGUGUCCAAAGCCAUUUCUGAUCAGGCAUGGCUGUUAGUGUGACACAUAGGCUUAGAGGCUACUUUGGAGAUGUAUUAGUAUAUAGCCAAAACAUUUACUAAACCAGUAUUGAGUCUGCUUUCAUCAUGCAGGAAGCAGCACCAUACCAGUGUCUACAUAUGUGAAAACGACACAUUUCUAGUUAAAAAGUUUGAUGAUGACUGUCAUCAAGAGUAAAGAUAUUUUAAAAACAGGGAUUUUCAAACCUUAUGAGAUUCACGGUGACGCGGUGAGCAGGAAAAUGCUCCCCCCGUGGCUAGAAACUUGUUGCAAGUUUGGAAAAAAAAAACAGUUUUUUUUGUUUUAAUUCUACUCUAUGAUGUUUUGGUGGUUUUUACCCCAAUUGGUAGUUACAGUCUUGUCCCAUCGCUGCAAUGGUCGAGAGCCAUGCGUCCACUGAAACACAACCCCACCAAGCCACACUGCUCGCUCAACCCGUGUCGGAGGAAACACCAUACAGCUGGCGACCGAAGUCAGCGUGUAUGCAACCGGCACACCACAAGGAGUGGUGCAAUAGCACUUCCCUCGAUCGCAUGGUGCUAUAGAGAGUUGUGUGUGGACAGCCCAGUACCUCUAUAUCAGGAGGUGUGAAAGGAAGGCCUAGAAAAUCAUCAAAGACCCCAAGCCAUAGACUAUUUUCUCUGCUGCUGCACGGCAAGAGGUACCGGUGCAUCAAGUCUGACACCAACAGGCUCUUGCAACAGUUUUUAUCCCCAAGCAAUAUGACUGAUAAAUAGCUAACAAGAUAGCUACAUGGACUCAGUUUACCUUGUAUCUUUAUUUACCUUUUAUUUCAAAAGUUUCUAUGCACACUCACAGGGCCCUACACACUCACACACAAACACCCACUCCAUCAUUUGCUCACUCACACUUAAUAUGCACAUACAUUUAUACUGACUCUACACACCCGCACACCAACUGACAUGCAAGCUGCUGCUACUCUGUUUAUCUUAUAUCCUGUUGCCUAGUCCCCUUACCCCUAUGCAUAUCUACCUCCAUCACUCCAGUAUCCCUGCAAAUGUAAAUAUGGUAUUGGAACUGACUUUUUAAAUAUGUCCUGUAUAUAGUAUACUUACUUACCUACUUUAAUGUGUAUUUCAUAUUUGUUCUAGUAAUACAUUGUUAUUGAUUCUUGCAUUGUUGGGUUUUGAGUUUGCAAGACAGGCAUUUCACACUAUUUGUGCAUGCGACAUUAAAACUUGAAACUUGAAACUGCUCAGGGAUUUCACCAUGAGGUCAAUGGUUACUUUAAAACAGUUACAUAAUUUAAUGUCUGUGAUAGCAGAAAACUGAGGAUGGAUCAAGAACAUUGUAGUUACUCCACAAUACUAACCUAAAUGACAGAGCGAAAUAAAGGAAGCCUGUACGGAAUAUAAAUAUUCCAAAACAUGCAUCCUGUUUGCAAUAAGGCACUAAAGUAAUACUGCAAAACAAAAUGUGCAAAGAAAUUAACUUUAUGUCCUGAAUACAAAACGUUAUGUUUGGGGCAAAUCCAACACAACACAUCACUGAGUACCACUCUUCAUAUUUUCAAGCAUGGUGGUGGCUGCAUCAUGUUAUGGGUGUGCUUGUCAUCAGCAAGGAAUAGGGAGUUUUUUUGGAUAAAAAUAAAUGAAAUAGAGCUAAGUACAGGCAAAAUCCUAGAGGAAAACCUGAUUCACUCUGCUUUCCAACAGACACUGGGAGACAAAUUUGCCUUUCAGCAGGACAAUAACCUAAAACACAAGGCCAAAUAGACACUGGAGUUGCUUACUAAGCCUACAUUGAAUGUUCCUGAGUGCCAAGAUACAGUUUCGACUUAAAUUGGCUUGUAAAUCUAUGGCAAUACUUGAAAAUGGCUGUCUAGCAAUGAUGAACAACCAACUAGGCAGUGCCUGAAGAAUAAAAAAAUAAAAAAUGGGCUAAUAUUGUACAAUCCAGGUGUGCAAAGCUCUUGGAGACUUACCUAAAAAGACUCACAGCUGUAAUCGCCGCCACAGGUGCUUCUACAAAGUAUUGACUCAGGGGUGUGAAUACUUCUGAUAUUUCUGUAUUCCAUUUUCAGUACAUUUCUAAACAUUUCUAAAAACAUGUUUUGGGGUAUUGUGUGUAGGUGGGUGAAUUUUUUAAAUUUUAAUCCAUUUUGAAUUCAGGCUGUAACACAACAAAAUAUGGAAUAAUUAAAGUGGUAUGAAUACUUUCUGAAGGCACUGUAUAUACAGAUUAUCUCUCUCAGAUCACAUCCAGUGGCUACUCACAUCACCCAGAGCUCAGUCUCUCACAGCAUCUCUAAUGGUCGAGCCUCCAAGCAGGACCAGAACAAAUCCAACGCCGUCCUCACUGUGGUCGGGGAUGAGGGACUAACAGUUAAUCAAUGUGGUUUACUCAGACUGAGUUAAACUAACUUUUAAAAACAAUAAAAUAAUUAAAUAGCCGUCUUGCUAGCUCACGUAGUUUGCAUUGUUGCCCUCUCCUCACUCUCUCACGUGUCGGGCUGGUCCCUAACAACAGUGCGUCUCCAAAAUAUGUCCCACAUGCAACACAGUAACUAAAUCAGUCCGUGCUAGAAAAAGCUAAAAGCAACCAGGGGGUUACAUGCAGUUUUGCUAACAGGGAAAUGUUAACAAAUGGGAAAUUCCAGGGACAAUGCUAAAUCAUGCUAGCUACUUCAUGUAGCAAAAGUAAAUAAUACAAUAAUGUGGAUGCUGUCUAUACUGUCCUACAUAGACAAAUCAAGGUAAGAUGAAUUAGACCCAAACAUCAAGAUUAGAUUAACUAACCCUUUAAUCCCUCACAGGCUACACUGAACAAUGGGAAACAACUCCAAGGGACUCUAAAGGAGGCGCUAUCACAGCUAGACCUCCUAUUGGACUGUGUCGGAAGGGAGCGCGUGGAGCAGUUCGAGAGAAGGGCUGGACAGGCCCUCAGCAACAGUGCAGCUCUCCUCACAGCCCUAGCCCAUUCCCAGGUGAGCUAUUAUCUAAUCAUCAUAUAAUCAAUGCAUAAUCAAACAACAAAACUCCAAAGUAGAUUGAACUAAAACAAAAUAACUUUUUUUUUUAAUAAUCAAAUGCACACAUUUUUCUUUUGCAAUAUGAGUUGGCUUGUUGAAAGGUGUUUUAGGCCUACUUUCCAGAAUGUAUGGAGCCCUAUGAUGAUACUGAUUAAAACAAAAUAUGACUAUCAAAUGCCUCAGUAGGUGAAACUGGGGCAUUUCAACCAAGUGUAAAAAAAAAAAGUGUUACAUUAUAUUUUGAUUGGAACAUCCCUUAACGUUAAUAUGAUCCCUUUAAGGAAUCUUAUAUGUAGCUUCAUACCAUUUCUAAUGAAUGUAUGCAUCUUUAGGCGUCCCUAGUCAGCACAGAGGUGGAUGCAGACAAUAAGAAACCAAGCAACACAUGUGACAAAGUGCCAUCUUGCAGCGAGGCAUACCUUUUGUCACAACCCGUCGAGAAAGUGACCUCAGGCGGGAUCAAACCUCUUCAGGCUAAUACUGACUCAACAAAAGAUCCGGAAAAAGAGCAAGCUGAAAGCAGAGUGCAAAGCAAAAGAGCCCAUACCAGAAGAACAAUGGUUGCUGUUAAAAAACCUACCAAGAAAGUGAUGAGCGACACUGAAAAAAGAGCAGUGGACAAAGAAUACGGCAAAGACUCAUUGAAGGGCUGGAACAUCCAGCCGGUAGAGAGAGUAGUCACAGACAUGGAGGAUGGGGAGAGUCAAAUACAAAUUCCCAUGGGAGAAACCUUAACCCAAACUCCCAGCGCUGAUAUCUCAGCCACUGUGGUGGUGCCAGAGACCCCGGGCACUAGCCAGUGUGGGCAUACUGUAACAGAGAUAACACCUCACCAUACAGAACCAAUCGAUAGAGAGGGAACCUCAUCUCCGACUCCGCACAAAGUGUUCACCAUCAUUCUGGACACAGACCUCGAACGACAACACCUUGAUGACAUGUCUACAGCCAACACUUUCCAAAGCAGACCAGGUUACCAUGGCAACGACGAUAUUGUACAUACAGAGUCAGCUCGACAUGGCGACAGUGACCAUGCAAACCCUGUGGUUGUAUGCACUGGAACAUCAGUCAGAGGAGGUCAAGAGUCUUCAGUACCAGAUAAAGGUGCGCAACUCACUUACACUUUUUCUGUUGUCAACCAGAGUGACCAGACAAAACAAGAUUUGACUGAGCCUCCCCAAAAAGUGGCCACCAUCUUCUUGAACGCAGGUGUUGCACGUGCUGGGAAAUGUAUUGUUCAGGAAGCCGAGACUCUACAUCGUGACGUCACUUCCUUGACCAAAACGGAAUUAGGCAUUAAAAGUAGUGUGGGGCUACGGACAGAUCCACAGUCGGACCCUGUAAAACAUCUCAUGCCGCAUCCAGAAAGAGAGCAGCCAGAGAUGCACGCAAGACCCACAGACAAAUCACAGUCAGAUAACAAAACACAAUGCACAGAGGAAGAGUCUAGAGACUGCUCUGAGACAAAGAAAGUGUUUACAAUUGUUUUGGACAUGGAGCUACCUCGGUCUCAGUCCAAGGACAUUCAAACCAGGGAGCCUCCUUGUGGUAAUGGCUCAGACACGUUUAGCUCUGGUGACUUUGCUUCAAAAAUGACUGAUAGUUCUAUCACUGGGAGCGCCAAGAACACAGACGGCGGGCGGCACGUCAAGUCAAAGCACAGGGGAUGGAGGGAGGCUGAUUUUAUGAGCUCAACGUCCAAGGGCCACAAAGUGAAGAGUUCCAAAGGCCCCUCAGAAUCACACACAGAAUCAGAGUGGGAGCAAUUGCAGGGCCCCAAAACAAAAGGUCCGGAAUCAAAAUGCUCCGAAUCAGGGCUCGCAGAGUCUAAGUCCGCUAAAUCGGCACACACCGAAUCCGAGUCACAGAGACACACUGAUAACUCUGACAACACUGAACCAGGAAGUGUUGAUGAUGUAAACACAGUCGCUAAAGAUGCCAGACAGACACAAAUGACAGACAGCCAAAUAACUAUAAACUCAGGAGCCUCUGACAGAAUUAAGGAGACUACAUACAUCACCUGCACUACAGACAGCAAAGAUAACAGACAGACUGUGAGCAAAAACACUGGAAAGAUAGAUGCUACUGACAUGCUACAGGUGAAUGACCUCACACAGACAGAUGUCAGUCAGACAGAUGCCACGAGAGACAAUACACAGUUGUCACACGUCCAUUCACCAGCGUCUGCAGGCACAGAGAUCGAGCCCAGAGAGGGGACAGAAGGGACAGCUCCACAGGAACAGGUAAGGGCAAUUCGCUUUUUUGAAUUCACUGGAGGGUUUGUCACACACUCUCAUCUCGCUCUUGCUAGCGCUAUCACUUUCUCUCUCUCUCUCUCUCUCUCUCUCUCUCUCUCUCUCUCUCUCUCUCUCUCUCACACACUCUCACACACACACACACAUUCACACACACACACACACACAUACACACACACACAAAAAAACUUUAAGAAACUUUAAGCCUGCCGAUUUAGGUUUUGAGAGGGGGUUGUACACUCAAGUCAAACUCUGGAAGUUAAUGCAGUCUUUCCCUGAAAGGACUUGACAUUUCAAGGCUCUUUAUUUAGCCCAAGAUCCAACAAUGUUAAGUGAUGUUAUUAUGAAUGAAUUGGAAUGGUCAGGCCAGGAGUAGCCUGUUUGUGUGGCAUUUAAAGGUCGCACCUUGGCUCAAAGUAAAAUUGGAGGAAUUUGACUCGUCAUACAGUGGCCCCUCCACUUCCAGUCUAGGAAUUUACUCCCCUAUAUACAAUUGUCUAUUCUUCGAGGGAUGAUUUACAAACUAAGCACAGGCCUCUUAAAGUGUCCUAUAGAGUUCAAAGCUGCAAAUCCGCAGAGCAGUCUACUGUCACAUAUCUGCGACUCUAUAACGGUCAAUUAAAUUAGCUUCGUAAUAAUGGGCCAUCGGACUAUUGCAGCUAUGCGGCUGUGGAUAAUGGCGCCGGCGGGGAUGGCUGCCGUUUUACGGGCUCCUAACCAACUGUGCUAUUUUGUUAGUUUUUUCGCUUUGUUUGUAUUUGUAUUUUGUACAUAAAGUUGCUGCUGUCUCUUAUGACCUAAAAGAGCUUCUGGACAUCAGAACAGCGAUUACUCACCACGAACUGGACGAAGAUUUUUUAUUUAAUGAGUCCGACGCGAAGGAUAUACUGCUUUCUGGAGACCAGGCCCAAAUCCCCAUCAUUUGCGUGAAGAAAAGCGGAGAUACAGAGGGAGAAGGUUGGGGUGCCUUGUGAGGAUUCGGAGGCGAGUGAGUAAAUCGCCACUACCAUUGGUUCUAUUGGCCAACGUGCAAUCACUGGAAAACAAACUCGAUGAUCUACGGUCGAGACUACCAACGGGACAUUAAAAACUGUAAUAUCUUAUGUUUCACAGAGUCGUGGCUAAACGACGACACGGAUAAUAUAGAGCUGGCUGGGUUUUCCGUGCAUCGGCAGGACAGAGCAGCUACGUCUGAUAAGACGAGGGGUGGGGGUGUGUGUCUAUUUGUCAAUAACUGCUGGUGCGCGAUGUCUAAUAUUAAAGAAGUCUCAAGGUAUUGCUCUCCUGAGGUAGAGUACCUCAUGAUAAACUGUAGACCACACUAUCUACCAAUAGAGUUCUCAUCUAUAUUAUUCGUAGCCGUCUAUUUACCACCACAAACCAAUGCUGUCACUAAGACCGCACUCAACGAGCUGUAUAAGGCCAUAAGCAAACAAGGAAAUGCUCAUCUAGAAGCGGGGCUCCUAGUGGCCGGGGACUUUAAUGCAGGCAAACUUUAAUCCGUUUUACCUCAUUUCUACCAGCAUGUCGCAUUUGCAACCAGAGGAAAAAAAAACUCUAGACCACCUUUACUCCACAUACAGAGACGCAUACAAAGCUCUCCCUUGCCCUCCAUUUGGCAAAUCUGUUUACAUGCAAAAACUAAAGCAGGAAGUACCAGUGACUCGCUCAAUACGGAAUUGGUCAGAUGACGCGGAUGCUAUGCUAUAGGACUGUUUUGCUAGCACAGACUGGAAUAUGUUCCUUGAUUCAUCCAAUGGCAUUGAGGAGUAUUACUUUAGUUUAUUGAGUAAAUAUUUUCUUAACUCUGAAUUGUUGGUUAAAGGCUUGAAAGUAAGCAUUUCACGGUAAGGUUGUAUUGUUGUAUUCGGCGCAUGUGACAAAUAAAAUUUGAUUUGAUUUGACUCCGAAUUUAGCUUUAAAAUGAUUAUUUUGAACAUCUUGUUCUUUUUCAGACGCAGGGAAGUCCUUUUUCUUUCUCUUUGUGCUACACGAGAGAAGUAGCUUCUCACCUGUCAGCCUACCCAGCCUAAAACCCCAAAGCAAGAAAUGCAGAAGCAUAGUGGCCAGAAAAAAGUCCUUAGAAUGCAGCAACCUAGGAAGAAAACUUAGAGAGGAACCAGACUCAGAGGGGUGGCCAUUUCUGUUUGAAUUCUGUUUACAUAUUUUCUCUUGACUUUACACAAAUACAAGCAUCUGCAGUUAAUGUUACAGACACCAGAGUUGAGGUCAAUUCCAGUUCAACCUGUCAGUUUAGGAUAUGGUAUUUCUCCACAUGAAUGCAAUACAAUUUCUGAAUUAACUGGAGUUCAGAUGAAAUUGACCCUAACAAGUAAACAUAAAACAUUUAUAAGAGGUGAGGAAGUAAUGCUAUUAUAGUUAUGCUGUUAUUUAACUUUUUAUCUUACUAUUUGACUUUUUGUGUUUACAGUAAAUUAUGUGUUAAUGCAUAAAUGUAACGUAUAUAUGAGUCAGGAAACUGGUGCAGAAGGUGAGUUUAAUAAUAAUCAUGAAGAUAAUAAAAAACAGGAGAAGCGUGCUGAACGUAACCAAAACCAAUACUGCCUGAUGACUGAGGCUUACUGAGGGCUAUAUGAAGGGAGAGUAAUCAGGGUGUUAAAGUCCAGGUGUGCUUAACGAUGGGGAGCAGGUGCGCGCAAUGAUGGUUGCCAGGUGUGCGCAAUGUGGGUUGCCAGGACGGUGGUUAGUAGACCGGCGACGUCGAGCGCCAGAGCGGGAGUAGACGUGACAGUAGCAACCCCCCCCUCCCGACGGGCAAGGAGUGGGCUGGUCCGGACGGUGAAGGUGAUGUUGGGAUCUAGAAUGUCGUUCACCGGAACCCAACACCGCCCCUCUGGACCGUACCACUCCCAGUCCACCAGGUACCGGAGCCGACCCCCACAACGUUGGGAGUCCAGGAGGGAUCUUACGGCAUAGGAAGGCACACCUGUUCAUUGAAAAGCAUUCCAGGUGACUACCUCAUGAAGCUGGUUAAAGAGAAUGCCAAGAGUGUGCAAAGCUGUCAUCAAGGCAAAGGGUGGCUAUUUGAAGAAUCUCAAAUAUAAAAUAUAUUUUGAUUUGUUUAACACUUUUUUGGUUACUACAUGAUUCCAUAUGUGUUAUUUCAUAGUUUGAUGUCUUCACUAUUAUUCUACAACGUAGAAAAUAGUAAAAAUAAAGAAAAACCCUUGAAUGAGUAGGUGUUCUAAAACUUUUGACCGGUAGUGUAUAUCAUUAAUUUAAAUGAUCAGAAAUGGCUGCAAAUUAUGGAGGACUAAAAGUGCCACAAUUAAAUAAAUAAAUACACCAUUAAAUAAUUACUUAAAUGUGUCAUUAAUUAAUUCAAAUUAGAAUUAAAUACAUAAAUGUGUAAUUAAAUGUAUCAUUAAUUAAUUCAAAUACCGAUUCAUUUUAUGUAAAAUACAUAUAUAAUUAUUUCACUAUUUACAUUUACAUUUCAUGAUCCUGCAUUGCAGUGAUUCAUGAAUUACUUAAAACUGUCAAACUGACCCAUCAAAGUCAGUGGGCGGGGCUAACGCGAAUCUAGUCUGAUCCAUUGCUUUGGUCUGAAGUAGAGUAGGCCAACCUGGAUAGAGACAAUGGAGGAUCUCCGUGAACUUUCCAGGGAGUUGGUUAGAGACAUUUUAAACUUAGCAGAGGAUGUAGAAGCAGGACCUGCUGACAUUAUCCGGAAUUGAUUUGUCUUGGCUUGAUGCAGAGGGUAACCAAUCAGGCGUUAGGUUCCGCCUACCAACUUUUGAUGGGUCAGUUUGACAGUUUUAAGUAAUUCAGGAAGCACUCCAACGCAGGACCAUGAAAUGUAAAUGUAAAUAGUGAAAUUAUUAUAUAUGUAUUUUACAUAAAAUGAAUCGGUAUUUGAAUUAAUUAAUGAUACAUUUAAUUACACAUUUAUGUAUUUAAUUCUAAUUUGAAUUAAUUAAUGACACAUUUAAGUAAUUAUUUAAUGGUGUAUUUAUUUAUUUAAUUGUGGCACUUUUAGUCCUCCAUAGCAAAUAUCACAGAUUGGGCCUUUAAUGUAUAUCCAAGUCAAGAGCCCUGUUGACUCAGAGUGUAGGGCAGUAUAGUGGUGAUACAUCAUUGGCAGCUUCACCUGGAGCCCUGGGCUUGUAUUCAUAAAGUAGGAGUGCUGAUCUAACAUCAGGUCCCUCCUGUCGAUAUAAUCGUAUUUAUUUUGAUCUAAAAGGCUAAAGUGGUCCUAGAUAAGCACUCCUAAUCUGAGGAAUGUGGCCCCUGCACUCCUACUUGGUCGCUUUAUGAAUACGGACCCUGGGUGGGAUAGCCUUAGGACCUAUAACCUGCAAUAUAAAGCACAUCCUCCUGUGGAUUACUGCUUAAUAGCGUACCUGCUCUACUGUUGUUUUGAAAUGUUGACAGAGAGAGAGAAAGAGAGAGAUUUUUAUGCAAGUAUCAGCUUAACUCGUCACCUGUCGGGUUGACCACUCCCUUUAAGAAUAGCCUAGCACUUCACUAUGUGAGGAAUAGAUUAUUUGCACCACUCUGUGAUGACUUCACCUCAUGUUAACCCUGUCACUUGUAGCUCGCGAUAUCUCGACCAUACUCCCUGACUAGUUCCUGCUGUACCAUGUUCCCCCGUGCUAAACCCAAUGACACUGAUCUAACAGGAUUAGCUGGAGACUACACCACAUAGUUUUCACCAAUUGUGUUGUGUCAGAUAAGUGAUUCCUUCAAGGAAGGAAGGAAAGAGGGACGCACUGCUAAACUAUUGGAACAGAGCCCUGGUUUCCCUCGGGGCAAGGCCCAGCUCCUUAGUCACAUUCCUGCUCUAAUAGCUGCACUGACUCGCUGGGGCAGAGUGGAACGAAGUUGUUGUCAGAAAAAGCAGACAGGAGAGCAGGAGAAUCCCUGUUAUUACCUGGGCCGUGAGAGCGAGAGAGACCCAAAAUGUCAACACCGUCCCAUUGCUGCCAUGUUCCCACAGCUGCAGGAGGGGAGUGAAGUCAAGACAAGUACCUCGGUCCAGACUGGGGGGUUGCUAUCAGAAGGCGUGGUGAAGGAGGAGAGAGUUGGGGGAGCGGUGCGCCCGGAGAUCCCACGAUACAGGUCCACCAUGCAAGGCAUCCUCUCUGAGGUCCAAGGGGUGUUGGAGAGGAAGGCCAUCAUCAAGGUGAGUGUGUAAGGGAGUUUCUCUCUGUACGGCCGACCAUGAGAUUCAAACUCGCAUUCAUAACAAUAAUACUCACCCGACCACAAUCGGUAAUACUCAACAGCAAUACUCAGCCAAGCCAACGGUGUGUGAACAGAGCUAACUUGUCACUCUGUGAGUGACAGUUGGCUAUUAGAUCUCAGGGAAGGUAAGGUGGCGUCAACAUGGGAUAUGGUUUACUGUUGAUUUGUUCCAAGAAACCCAACUUGUUGUUCAAGAGGAUAAUGACAUUCAAAAUAAGAACCUGAGAAAACCUCUUUAAAAAACAAAGAUUAAAAACAUUUACAUUUCAGUUAGUAUCUAAUGUGUGUAUCAAUAUCUAUAUGAGACAUAAAAAUGGCUUAAAUUAUAUUUCAACAUUUUCUCUACCCCAAAUAAGAUAAGUUGUUGCUCCCAAAUAUGUGGCUCCGUCCACAAAAUAUUUGCAGUUCAGUCAACUGCAUGGAUCAGUGAACAGAUAAGACAUGGAUAAACAAACAGACUCUGAUGUGGCAUGGGCCUUGAUGAUGCUGCAUUCCCAAGGCUUUGGGGUGAAGUUAUCCUAAUCCUAAUCUUAACCAUAACAAUUCUAAACUGACCCAAGAUCAGCAUCUAGGGGGAACUUCAUGGUACUCCAUUCCCAAGAUGCCUGUGGCAGGAAGCUUUACAGGAAGGAGCCAUAUGAGCCAAUUAUAUUUCCUGUGUAGCCAUGGAGUUUUCUCAGUGACGGCACAUCUUGCUUAAGAAUUAGUAAAAGAUUACUUGGAGCUUGGUGUUUGCACUUUUGGGAUGAUUCCAUUGUUUCCAUUGUACCAGGCAAACUGAAUUGAGUAUAGCUCAAGUAUUUGACAUCCAACCCAGGUCUGGUUGUACAUACCAGGGUUGUGUUCAUUAGGGCAUGCAACAGAAAAUCCUUUCAAAAGUUUUGCAAUGGAAAAUGUGUGUUUCUUAUUAAACAAAUCAAGAUUGUUUUAGUCUGUUUUCUUCUGUUUGGUCCAUGAACAUGUCCCAUUACUGUAUUUAAUCUGUGCUGUUAUGUUGAAGGGAGGCCAGUGGAUGGAGGCGGAUUGGUACCUGCAGCCUUCGGCCAGAAAUCCAGAGAUCCAAAUAAGGCGCACUGUCCUCAGGGUUCUAGGAUGCCGCUACCAGCCAGCCCAGCUCAACCCUGCCACCAUGGCCUGGCAACUGACGGAGGCUGAGGUGGGAGCCUGUCCUUUUUUAAUGGAUAAUUUUCCCUUUCAAGAACAUAAUAGACAUUUGAAAAUAAACACUUUCAAGUGUCAGACUGACCAUCUUACAUAAAAACAAUCAGCCAUGAAACAAAAAGACAGAGUACAAAACAUAAACAAAACAAAACUGUCAUUUAAUGGGCUACACACCACAAACUGAUAUCACUGUGUUAAAUGCUUUUCCAUAAGGAAAGCUUUAUUUGGGAUUCCACUGAAGACAUUCCUUUUUCUGCCCUGUAUGCACAUGCAUUGGUUUUUUAGUCACUCUAGCCAACUGGCACAUUAUAAUGAUAUCUCAACAGUCCUCUAAUCUAUUUAACCUUUCCAGUUCUUUCAUAUCAAUGUCAACGAUAAUGUAUAAUGAGACAAGGAGAGGAAGCUAUUUCUAACUUUGAUUUGCUAUGUCUAACUUUUGAAGUACAUUAUCACCCUUCUUGGCUUUCUUGUAAGUGUAGAGUGUUUGAUAAAUACAGAUGAGAUGUGCUGAGCCCAUGGUCUAGUGGAAACCCUCCCAGUUCCAGACACAUAUGCUCUCCCUACUGAUGAUCAGGGUUCAAUCCCCGUUCCAACCCUUCAUACUGUUUCUUACACCUGCCUGUCUCCCCUCUGUGAUUUCAAUACUGUAAAAAAAAUACGCUUUUUUUAAAUUACGGAUGAGAUUUGUUAUGGGUCCAAGCUCACUGGAUCCCAGACUGAGUGUGUCCCUGUGAUGCCCUUUUUUAUAGGACUGCAGAUGCUACGUGCUUGAGCAGGUGGCUGCGAUAAACCAUGUGGUCGGUGAACCAGAGGUCGCAACGAAUCUGGAGGGGCGAUGGAGUGCAGCCCUGUUGGAUGCCUCAGCCACAGUGCAGGUCAAAGAGGCUCAGCUCCACCUGGUCACACAGUACCACAGGCAGACACAGGCCAUCCGGAGCAUUCUGGAGAGAUGGGCAAGCGAGAUGGAUGAGCUACAAUUGUGAGUCCAUGAACUUGCAUAGUCCGGGCUACUAUUCUUGUGCAUAUUUUUGUAUUUAUGCAUCUUUAGCCCUCUGUGGACCUUUAAAUUGUACAGUUGAUUUAGAAUAUCAUUGAUGGGAAGUUUGAAUUUGACCAAGAUAUGCACUAACAGUUAUUCGCUCUCUGUCUAUUCCUGGGAUGUAACAGGGACACUCGAAGCAGUGCGCUUCAGGCUGAAAAACGACAUACUCUGUUAUGUAACAUGGAACAGCAGAAGGGCAUGAUGGGGGAGCUGCUCCAGGUGUGUUGCCAGGUGUCUGUCCACCUGAGUGAAGCCGAGGGGUCAGGGGCACUCCUCGCUCAGCUAGGGGAUCUGCAGGAGGAGUGGAGGCUUUUGGAGGGGGCCGGGAAUAGAGCCCUGAGGCAUGCCUCAAUUGGUUCUUCUCAGUCCUCUAUCCUUCUACAAAAGGCUGAGCAGCUGCAUGGCAAGCUUGAGGCUCUUCAAAAGUCCAUCACCCUCUUACAGUCCUCUCAAUUGCAGCAUGACACUCACAGAGCUUUAGAGCUGACCUUUAUGACUGCUGACUUGAAAGCCUUCAACCAGCAGUACCUACAACUGCUGGGGCAAUCAGAGGCUUUUACCCAAUUCUCUCUUGGGCAGAAGGAGAAGAAGGAUGUGGAGUGUACUCUUCAGAGCUUGAGCUCCUUACUUGACUCCACUCAUAGGUUGCUCUCUGCUCAGUCAUUCUCUAUUGCAAACCCCUCCUUGGCUAAAAUCACCAAGCAAAUGCAGGGCUUGAUUAUCUGGGCCAAGCAGGUGGACAACCACAUCGCAGCAGUUGAAAGGGUAGCCCUCUUCCCUGAAGAGGCCCGUCUCCAAAUUUCCAGCAUGAGGAAACUGCAAUCCGAGAUUUUGGCAAGGCAUUUCAGGGUGAACUCCAAAGUUGAGGACCUGAAAGAACUGAUUUCGGAUGAGGGGGAAAUUGACAAAGUGCUGUCAUCACUGAAGACCCUGGAGGAUCUCUACGAAACAGUCUCAGACAACUCUGCUCGUACUCUGAAGGAAAUGGAGGCCGUUUUGGAGGAAAGAGAGAAGAUACUGGACCAGAUCUCUAAAGUGAACACCUGGCUAGCAGUGGCACACCAUGAGAGAGAGGUCACCGCAGAUGUAGAGAAUGUGUCCAAAGACACCACCUCAGAUCUGGAAAGCAAGCUGCAGUUUCACAUGGGUGCCAUCAAGGAAGCAGAAAGACAGCUGGCUGUCAUGGACGCCCUUUUGGAGACCUGCAUGGAGGUCUCUUUGGGGUUGAGUCCAGCAGAGAGCUACUUUCUGGUCAACAGGCUCACAGGCCUCCGGACCGAGGUGGACGGAAUGGUGGCCCACGUGAAAGCAGCCCACUGGGAGCUGGAGGAACUGCUUCACGCCCGGACUUCUUCGGCCGAGGAACUGGCGGCUGUCCAGAAGAGCGUGCAACAGAUAUGGGCCGACCUGGAGAGGCAGAGGUUCCCAGUGACAAAGGACUCCCUAUCUGCCAUAGAGCCCUUGACACACAUGCUCCUGGAGCACCAAUGUCAGAUCCAGGAACUCCAGUACUGCCAAGAGGCCCAGAAAAGCGCCCUCUUGCGUACCAUCGGCGAACUGCAGGAGAGGGUGAAAACGCUCCACCAUCAUGCCCUGGAACACGAGAAGUACCUGACCUACCGGCAGCGCAUGGAAGACUCCAGGGAGGUGGCAAAGGAGCGAGCUCAGUGCUCCAAAGACAAGAGAGUCAGCAUGGGGGAGAGGUUCAGGCUUUGCCAGGCUCUCCUGGUGGAACUUCCGCUGGUGAAGACCCAGUGCCAGGAUGCUUCCGACCAGCUCGAGGCCAUCGCCCAAGACUUGCAUCUAUCGGAGAGAACGUUGCUCCUGUCGGAGAGGCAGAGGAUCCGGCGAACUGUUGAAAACCUAGAAUCCUGGGAGCUUGCCAUCACGGAUGACGUCAAAAACCUAGAGGGAAAGCUUCUGGAGGGUCUCAGAUUCUGCACCGAGCUUCCUGCCAUGAUGGACCUUCUUCAACAGGUCAGGCAGGAGCUGACAGAGUCUGACCCGGUGGAGCCAGAUGUGAGGGCCAUCAAUAUAGCACUACAGAGGUGCUGGGUGAUCUGGAGGAACGUAGAGUCUGUCAUGCGGGUGUUGGAAGCUUUGGGGCAGAGAGAGCAAGUGGAGAUGAGCCAGUGUGGGGAGCUGUACACCCUGAGGAAUGACAUUGUGCAGAAGUGCCACGCAUUCAUGGUAAAUUCAGUGGGCUCAUUACAUUACAAUUGUUGUAAUUCACAAUUUCAGCAACAGUGUGCAUUACAUUUCAUAAAAUAUGCAUGAAAUUUGAGUUGGUUGACAUAAUAAUAAUAAUUUGGAUCCUAGAUGCUUAUUGGACGAGCAGUGUUCCAAGCCGUACUGUAUUCGCCGACACAUGCACACCUAUGCCUGCUAACAGUUCCAUCUGAAUUAUCACUGCGCCUCUAUAAGAAUAUCCUCAUGUUCAUGUUGCUGUCCGAAUCAUCUCUUGAAUUUAUCUCAACUCACACAUUAUUUCCCCUUGCUUCUAGGAUACUAUUUGGUUUGUAACAGUGGGGUUUAUUAUAAGCCUUGCUGUCUGCCUGUCCGACCAUGGAAACAAUGUUUCACUUUUGAAAAACGAUCUCCCCUGUACCAUAGAGAGGGAACAGUGCCCAGACAAGACAUGAACUUUUCCUGAGCCAGGCAGAAUCACGCACAAAUGAAAAUGUGGCUAGUUUACUGUCAUUCCAGGUGCAAUGUUUGAUGUAACUGUGUUGGCUAGCUAGCCAGCAAGUGAUAAAAAUGUUAGUCAACCUGCAUAGCAACCAUUUUUGUUAGAACGGACGACCAGUUCUUUUGCAUAGCAACUUUGCCAAAAUAAUUAACGACUGGUAGCAACUGGCAGAAACAUUACCAAAAUAACUAUUGACCAGAUUUUUGGCCAGACCAUAUACAGUAUUCUAGUGAAAUAAUUUACUUAUCAAAAUAAUGUUUCAUUGUUAUUUUAAUAUGUAUGUUGGUAAUGUUUUAUAAAAGCAAUACGGCACACGAGUCAGUGCUAUAUAAUGAAUACAGCCACAGGUAAAUGAGAACAACGCCAUUUACCUGUGACUGUAUUCAUUAUAUAGCACUGCCUCUUGUGCCUUAUUGAUUAAGGAGAUAUGUCAACCAACUAAAAUCUUGCAUAUUUUAUGCAAUGUAAUACACACUAUCUCUGAAAUGGCGUAUUACAACAAUUUAUCCCUCAAACAUUUUCCUUAACUUCUAUUGGAACUGACUUUAAUGUUGUAUGUGUAAUAACAUUCCACCACGCAGCUUGUAUUGUAUUGUGAUAUACUUCAAAUGACAUCCUUGCCUGAAUGCUUAAUAAUAUUUUUUAAUAAUCUUGAAUAUGUCCUGUAGGAGAGUUUGUCCCAUGCUCGGGAAGCCAUGAAUGAUUACCACUGGGCUGCCCAAGGAGUGGUAACAUUCCUCCACGAAGCCGAGGCCAUGUUCCUGGCACCUCCAGGUGGAUUUGUGGACUGCACAGAGGAGAAACGAUACACCCAAGAGCCCCUAGCCUCCCUGGGGGAGAGUCUCCAGGUGCAAAUCAGCCAUCUCCUGGAGCUGUCACCACAGCAGGCCUGCCUCUCUUUCCCCAAGAGCGAGCAGCUCCACAUCCGGGUCCUGAGCCACAUUUUGGUGGAGAGGGCCGCACUCGAGGCCAAGGUUGAGCUCAGGAUGGAGGCCUUUCAGAGGUAGGCCAAAGGUUACAUACUCACUCAUCAAAGGUUACACAUGGCCUUUGGUCCUUGCUGUUUUGGUCACAUUUAAACACAGUCACACUCUAAAAGUUAUCGUACAAAGAAGCUUGAUGAACAUUAGAUGCUGAACAUUGGUCACCAAAUAGGCAUGCAUUGUCAACCUUUCUAAGCUAUUACAUUUUGGGGGGAAUGUGACAUGCCGCAUGCCACUAUGAUGUGGCAAGGCACCCCUAUGUAUUUUUAUGUGUUUAUUUAUUUUACCAGGUUAGUCUCAUUGAGAUUAAUAAUCUUUUACAAGAGAGACCUGGCUAAAAUAGCAGCACACAAAGUUGCAGACACAUUUACAACAUAAAACACAAAGCACUACAGUUUAGAAAACAACAAUUUACACAUUGAACAGCAAUAGGACCACUUAUAUCAGGGGUAAUCAACUAAAUUAGGCAGGUUGCUGAGCGGGUGCUGAGCGGAUGGGAACAUAAUAAUUAUAUUUCGUACACUUCAUGUUGACCACAGUUUAGCACUCCGAGACCCAUGUCUCUAGUCUCUGCUGAAAUGGAAUUGCUCCAAAAAUGUUGGUGUAAUUGAGACAAAUAGGUUCAGCAGUCUAAUAAAUGAAAUUUUAGUGCCUUGUUACUUUUCCCUCUGUUCACCCUCGUUUGAUGAUAACUAAAUGAAAGCCUGGAUGAGGAUGCAGCUCAUGUCUAUGUAUUUUAUGUUGCAUUGAAUCAAAUAAGAUUAGAGUAGAAAGCUACGGAUCUGGGAACUUUGGAUGUAAAUUAGCUUCUAACACUGGUACAUUUACAUUGAUGUAAAAACAGACAUGUUGAUUUAUGUGCAUGUAAAAGAGUACAGUAGAUCAAACCAAAUCCUAAUUUUCCACCCAGAGUACAAAUGAGCUUUUAGCUUCACAAUGACUUAAAAAACAUGAAAAUGUAAACAACAUUAAAACCAGACAUUAAAACCGGACGAUUUUCAGUCAACAUAUUUGUUUUGUAUCUAUUCCAUAGGUGUGCGGACAGACAAAGCCUCCACAGGAAGUGUCAUGAGGAGGUAUGGCAGAUCAUGAAGAACAACGAAUCAAGGCUCUCUGAGUGUGCUGCCCAGGAAGUGACAUCAUACACCAACUGUGCUGACCAACAGGAUAGAGCCAAGGUGUGUGAAGUGCUAUGCAUCAGUGGUUCUUCUCAGAGUUUAUUCCUUCUAGGGAGUUUUUCCUUGCCACUGUUCUCCUGCUUACUUUUCGGGGGUAUGGUCCCGUUUACUGUCAAGCACUUGUUUUUAAAAAGCAUUUCUUCAAGCUUUAUUUAGACUGAUUAGAUAUCAAGGGGAUACAGAGGUGGAGAGGGGGGAAAAAGGUACAGGGGAGGACACAGGGCUUGAACCCCAGUAUCCAUCAGUGAGUUACAUGUGUGUUGCCACUACACCACAGCUCUGCCACACCACAGUUCUGCCGCACUAUAAAGCACUUUGUGACACAUGUUGUAAAAGAAAGGGAUAUAUUCUGUAUACAAUACAUUUGACUGAUUGAUUAAUCUCUUAAUGUGAAGACACUGUCGGAGGAGGUGCUGUCUAUAGCUGGGAAGCUGGAGGAGCUGAGGGCGGUGUGCCCACUGCGGGGGUGCUGUGUGGGCACCGAGGGGGCACUGGGUGCCCUCUGGAGGCGCUGGGCGGCACUGCGGCGCGGCGUCAGCCUCCUCCAGGCACGCUUAGAGCAGAGAGGGGUGGAGUGGAGGGACGUCACCAAGAGCGUGAGUCACGUGACCGAACUAUCUUCAGUGAACUGGUCCUUUAAUGGUCAUAAUGUAAUAUAGUAUAUGGUAUAUAAUAAGUAUAUUACAUAUGAAUAAAUGCAUGUAGUCCAAAAAAGAAUUACUUUUCUUUGUUGGACUACAUGACUUCACCCCGGAUGAGCACUCCAUUAAAUAGAAGCCUUUAGUAGGCCCGGCACAUGAUAAAUAUACAUACAUGUAUUAUAAAGGUGAUUAUUCUUACCUUCACAACAGCACAUGGCUCAUAACGUAUUUUUUAUGUAUAUAUUCAUAAUACUUUACACAUAGUUGAUCCACAAAGAGUAGGGCUUUGGAAAUACCUUGUUUGUUUUUGUACAAAAGUGUGUGUAGUAGUAUUGUACGCCUAUGUGUAAAUAGAGUGGGGGAAAAAAGUAUUUAGUCAGCCACCAAUUGUGCAAGUUCUCCCACUUAAAAAGAUGAGAGAGGCCUGUAAUUUUCAUCAUAGGUACACGUCAACUAUUACAGACAAAAUGAGAAAAAAAAUCCAGAAAAUCACAUUGUAGGAUUUUUUAUGAAUGUAUUUGCAAAUUAUGGUGGAAAGUAAGUAUUUGGUCAAUAACAAAAGUUUCUCAAUACUUUGUUAUAUACCCUUUGUUGGCAAUGACACAGGUCAAACGUUUUCUGUAAGUCUUCACAAGGUUUUCACACACUGUUGCUGGUAUUUUUUGUUCACCGUUCUUGUGAUCAUUUUGACCCCACGGGGUGAGAUCUUGCGUGGAGCCCCAGAUCGAGGGAGAUUAUCAGUGGUCUUGUAUGUCUUCCAUUUCCUAAUAAUUGCUCCCACAGUUGAUUUCUUCAAACCAAGCUGCUUACCUAUUGCAGAUUCAGUCUUCCCAGCCUGGUGCAGGUCUACAAUUUUGUUUCUGGUGUCCUUUGACAGCUCUUUGGUCUUGGCCAUAGUGGAGUUUGGAGUGUGACUGUUUGAGGUUGUGGACAGGUGUCUUUUAUACUGAUAACAAGUUCAAACAGGUGCCAUUAAUACAGGUAACGAGUGGAGGACAGAGGAGCCUCUUAAAGAAGUUUUUACAGGUCUGUGAGAGCCAGAAAUCUUGCUUGUUUGUAGGUGACCAAAUACUUAUUUUCCACCAUAAUUUGCAAAUAAAUUCAUAAAAAAUCCUACAAUGUGAUUUUCUAGAUUUUUUUUCUCAAUUUGUCUGUCAUAGUUGACGUGUACCUAUGAUGAAAAUUACAGGCCUCUCUCAUAUUUUUAAGUGGGAGAACUUGUACAAUUGGUGGCUGACUAAAUACUUUUUUUCCCCACUGUGUUUGUGGUUGUGUGUCCUUUGGGUGUCCCAGAUGGCUCAAUGCAGCAGUGCUCUGGACAAGCUGCAGGGUGAGCUGCCGGACCCCACCACAGUGAGCUCCGCUCAGGGAGGCCCACUGGUUCUGCUAGUGCAGACAGAGCAGCACCAGGUUGGGCUAGAGCGGGAACAGCGAAUCCUGACCUCCCUGGAGCUCCGGCUCUCCCAGCUCCUGGGUGAGUCCAGCCCUCAGGAGACAGCUAGCCCCAUCCCAGUCUGCCAAAGGCUGAGGGACAUGCAGGAGCGCCUUAGG